AGCGGCGGUCUACGCUUUCACCACGGUCGCCAGCGUAUUUUGCCACUUAGUAGUAUCUGCUUUCUCCAUCUUCGGAAUGAUCUCGAGCGGCGUGCGCGACAUGGAGCUGGGCUCGUGGGUGUAUUGGGCAGCAGCCCUACAUGCGACGGUCGCGGUCAUCAUCAACGGGGAUCUGGCCUCUGAUGGAUUGGAAAGGAAUGCAUAAUUUCGUCGAUUGGAUGCGCGGGCUCCCUUCUCGGCGGAACAGAGGCUAUGCACGAAUGUCUGCUCCGGGGCUGCAAACGGCGUCAUAUACCACCUCCCAGAUAGACGAGCCGGGAAUAGGAGCGCAGAUGAUAAGACCAUAUAGCCGGGCAACACUGGGGCCGCCGGUGCCGCGGAGGGUCUUGGCGGUAUUGGUUUUUUUCUUUUUCUUUAUUUGGACUUUGCUUUUACGGGCUAGAUCGAACUCAACCAUCCACGCGGCCACGUCGCGCAAGGUCCGCCUCACUUGUCCUGAGUCGAAGAGGUCAAGUGGCGCUUUCUGCUUCUGAUAACGGUCCGCAUCGCUACUCUGUAGAUCAUUGCGCCAGGCGCAAUAUACUCGAACAUGCGACCAUGCAUGCUGCUGUCCGCGGUGCAUAAUAUCCCUUGUCUGGCGCGGGAACGGGCGCAGCGUUAGGUCGCGAUAGGGUCUAGAAGUCGUCCUAUCGCGUCGUGCCACUCAGCCGGUAGCCUGCCGAUAGAGGUCCU
This is a messenger RNA of Annulohypoxylon truncatum, 732 nucleotides long. RefSeq lists its product as uncharacterized. The record is from RefSeq and is a predicted model, not a curated record. Bases 141 to 533 code for a protein of 130 amino acids. NCBI's taxonomy places the organism in Eukaryota, Fungi, Ascomycota, Sordariomycetes, Xylariales, Hypoxylaceae. The transcript has 2 exons.